This is a messenger RNA of Melitaea cinxia (Glanville fritillary), 1337 nucleotides long. It is a transcript of the gene tup, whose product is annotated as insulin gene enhancer protein ISL-1. The transcript is spliced from 10 exons. Lineage: Eukaryota; Metazoa; Arthropoda; Insecta; Lepidoptera; Nymphalidae. Gene Ontology annotation, cellular component: nucleus. Bases 49 to 1236 code for a protein of 395 amino acids. Gene Ontology annotation, molecular function: cis-regulatory region sequence-specific DNA binding; DNA-binding transcription factor activity, RNA polymerase II-specific. The record is from RefSeq and is a predicted model, not a curated record. Gene Ontology annotation, biological process: neuron fate specification; axonogenesis; positive regulation of transcription by RNA polymerase II.
CUUCGUUCGCGGAGCGUGGUACCCCGGGGAUAGUGACCACCGUCAGUGAUGGUGAUGGCCAGCGGCGGUGGCGGGCUGGUGCAGUCCCCGCCCGACAUGUUGCACCAUCACACCAUCAUGGAUACCUCGUCGCACGUAGAAAUGAUGCCCAAAAAACUCCGCCUAUCAUUAUGCGUGGGCUGCGGGGGUCAGAUCCACGACCAGUACAUCCUGAGGGUCGCUCCGGACCUGGAGUGGCACGCCGCCUGCCUCAAGUGCCAGGAGUGCAGGCAGUUCCUGGACGAGUCUUGCACGUGCUUCGUCAGGGACGGGAAGACGUAUUGCAAGAGGGAUUAUACUAGGUUAUUUGGUACGAAGUGCGACAAAUGCGGCGCUUCGUUUAGUAAAAACGACUUCGUGAUGCGAGCGAAAACGAAGAUUUAUCACAUCGACUGCUUCAGAUGCUGCGCGUGCGCGAGGCAGCUCAUACCUGGCGACGAGUUCGCGUUAAGGGAAGGCGGCGCUUUAUAUUGUAGAGAAGACCACGAUGUUCUAGAAAAAACUGCGAACACGAGUAGCAACAGCGGCAACGCGGAGAGCAACAACAACACAACGCUUAGCAACAAUAAUUCACACCAUCCCCACGAGCUGGGCUCCAUGUCAGAUUCGGGCAGUGAGUCAGGUUCGCAUAAGAGUGGUCGAGCGCGGCCCGGGGCGGCCGUCGACGGGAAACCGACGCGAGUUCGCACCGUGCUCAACGAGAAACAGUUACACACACUCCGAACUUGUUACGCCGCUAAUCCAAGACCAGAUGCGUUGAUGAAAGAACAGCUCGUCGAGAUGACAGGCCUCAGUCCGAGGGUCAUCAGGGUGUGGUUCCAGAACAAACGGUGUAAAGACAAGAAGAAGACGAUGCAGUUGAAGAUGCAAAUGCAACAAGAGAAGGUGGAAGGCCGCCGCCUGGGCUACAUGUCCAUGGGCGUGCCGCUAGUGGCGGGGUCGCCGGUGCGGCACGAGGCGGGCUCGCUGGCGCUGGAGGUGACCGCCUACCAGCCGCCCUGGAAGGCGCUGUCGGACUUCGCGCUGCACGCCGACCUCGACCGCGCCCCGCAGCACACCGCGGCCUUCCAGCAGCUCGUCAAUCAGAUGCACGGUUACGACAUACCCUCGCUUCCACCGCCUCGACCAGCUCACGGUGGCGAAGACAACUACGUCACUUACCUCGAAAGUGACGACAGCCUGCCCCCCUCCCCCUAGUGCCGUCUCACCUAACCCCCCAUGUUCGAGGGAGACAGAUACAGACAUUUCUAACGUCUACCAAGUAAAUACAGCUAUAAUCAGCGAAUACAAUGCUGUCU